Messenger RNA from Mercenaria mercenaria, 4867 nucleotides. Its product is annotated as protein YIPF4-like. Gene Ontology annotation, cellular component: trans-Golgi network; membrane. The transcript is spliced from 5 exons. The record is from RefSeq and is a predicted model, not a curated record. The coding region runs from base 79 to 702 and encodes 207 amino acids. NCBI's taxonomy places the organism in Eukaryota, Metazoa, Mollusca, Bivalvia, Venerida, Veneridae. Gene Ontology annotation, biological process: vesicle fusion with Golgi apparatus; endoplasmic reticulum to Golgi vesicle-mediated transport.
UAAAAUCAAUGUUUAUAGUACAUAUUUUCAGCCACGAAUGACCUGGAAGGUACAAUUCCUACAGCAGACAGUAAAUCAAUGCCUGGAUCAGCAUAUGGUGUAAAAAAUCGUGGAAAAGCAUCCCAGUUUCUGGACAGUAAAGGGUUUGGUUGGUUGCUGGAGGAGGAGGACAUGGAUCAGGAAGAUCUGGAACCACUACUUGAAGAGCUUGACAUAGACUUGAAGGAUAUCUACUACAAGUUGAGAUGUGUGCUGUUCCCUCUACCACAGCUUGGGUUUAACCGACACAUUGUGAGAGAGAAUCCAGAUUUCUGGGGACCACUUGUUGUCAUCUUGUUGUACUCUCUUGUUUCUUUGUAUGGACAAUUUAGGGUUGUAUCAUGGAUCAUUACUAUUUGGAUAUUUGGAUCACUCAUUAUUUUCAUGUUGGCAAGAGUGUUAGGUGGAGAGGUUUCAUAUUCACAGUGCCUAGGUGUUGUGGGAUAUUCUGUGUUGCCAUUGGUUAUUACUGCGCUGAUUCUGCCAUUGUUUAAAGCAUUUCAUUACGUUGCUCUUUUAUUAAAGUUGCUUGGAGUAUUAUGGGCAGCAUUCAGUGCGGGAUCGUUGCUGUGUGUACAGGAACUUCAACAGAAACGACCAUUGUUACUGUACCCAAUAUUUUUACUGUAUAUUUACUUUUUCUCAUUGUAUACUGGAGCAUGAAAGAAUCUCACACAAGGAAUCAAGCUCAGACAAAUGCAACACCUUUGGAUUUGUUCUGUAUUUAUGUGAAUUAUGGUAACCUUUGAUUGAGAUUUCAAAUGAGUUGUCAUAAGAGAAUUAAUAGUAAAACACCCAAUGUUGUGUUCAUUUUAAUUCUUCAUGGAAGACUGCACUUUUGUUUAGAAAGACAUUUUAUAGAUACAUUUGUGCAUAAUAAUUAUUAAAGAAAGACUUAAAACCAACAUUAAAACUGCAGGAAAUGAAUACAGUUAGGCAUAUUACCAUGGUCUAAAGUUAGGUACUUGACAUUUGAGUUAAAAGAUACUGCUGGUUUAUUAAAAAUAAGGGUGCACUUGUAACGGAAUUUGAAUAAAAUCCUGUUUCAAUUUCUAGGGCUUAAAAUUAAAGCUUAAAUAAUUCUGCAGGAAGGUAAUCCACAGCAGGUAGAAUUGGCAAGCUCAUAAUGACAGUAUAUACAGUUACAAUAUAUAUAUAUAUUAUUAGUUAAGCUCGAGCCUGAUAUGGAUUUUCGAGACAGCGUAUAUCCCGUAUCCUGUCAACAACAAGCAGUGUAACGAUUUUAUCUUGCCGACUACCCUUUACUUACAUGCUAUAAUCAACACAUUUUGUAAAUUAACAAAGCUACUUACUGUGCAGACUGGAAUCCUACAAAUCAAUUGUUUGGUCAUCACUAGUUGAUUUACACCAGCCAUAAAAUGCACAAUGACCUGUGUUUUGGUUAAAUCAAAAAACACAAAAGCUCAUUUACACAGGUUAUGAACUGGUUUAGAUUAGAAACACUAAAAAACUUCUUGUUCCAUCCUUUCGAAAGUUACCAGAUAUCACGAUGUCAUAAAUGUCUUGAUACUUCGGCUUUCAUCCCGUUUCCUGAUAAAUCAUUUAUCUUGCACGUAGAUUAAAUGAUCUUACAACAAACUGCUGAGUAACAAAUAUGUCAAUUCCUUUAUUUCACGAUGAUUUAACUAUUUAACUUCCAAAACAAGAUUUCAACGUCCGUGUAUUCCAUACAGAGUUAUUCCGCUUUUACGGCUAACUUUUGUCAAACUUCAUGAGCCUCAACUUAAGUAGCAUGAAAUUGGCAAGAAAACACUAAAUUUACUCUCGGAAAUGAUACUAUCACUGGAGCUAAUAAAUAAUCUGGCUUGAUUCAAUUAAGCCAGCAGUGUGGCAGCCAUUUUGUUUUAAUCAGAAUUCAUAUCUGAAAUAUACUAGCAGGAUAUGGAAUAUACCCUGUCUCCACGUGACGUCUAUUGACAAAUAGAAAUGCAAGAAACUUGUAGGAGGCAAGAUAAAUAUAUGUACAUGAGGGAUUAUAUAGUAUAUUUGUAGAUGAAAUUUAGUUUUGUUCAUGCCAUAUUUCAUCAAAAAAUGUUUUCUGUAAUUCAUAUACCAGUGGGUGUGUAAAGAAAAUUAAUUGUUAAAUGAUAGAAUUUUUCAAUCAUGUGACAUUGUAUAAACUGUUUUAUCAAUUUCUAUAGAUUUUCAUUUAAACUUUGAUUUUCUUCAAAUAAAUAUUUUCAGUCAUUAUCCAUAACAUAUUGUCACAUAAGCGCAAAAAGUGCAUUGACAUGUAGAAGCACUUGUCCACUUUUUGCAUUCAGGUGAUGAGUGAUGAUAAUGUACAUAAUGCUGGCAAAUCAUGUCUCUUUAAAAUUUUUACAAGUUUACAACUUCAGGGUAAAUUAAGUCUUACUUUGAAAUUACAGAAAGGCCAAAACUAUUUAAACAGUUUUCCUUGUUUAUGUUUUUUUUUUAUAUUAAGUUUAUUGAUACAGAAUUGUUUGCUUAAUGAACUAUUAGAUUGUUCCUCAGAUUUUACCCUGUUUCACUAUUCUGUAUUGAAAAGAUCCAGCCUUAUCUAAUCUUAAACUCUGGUUAAAUACAUUGGCAAUCUGCAGCUUUUUCUGUUUGGGAAUUUAUCUUUUAAUCUUUACCAGUUCAGAAAAUUAUUUGCAAAUGAGAGAGACAUUGAACAAACAAAGUUGUCCCAAUUUUUUUUUUCUCAGCAUUUCUCAAAACAGUUUUAUGAGUAUUAUCAAAUGCAAAUAAUGAAGGAUAUGAAAAAUUUGAAUUAGACUUCUAAAGAAUGCCUUAAUUACGUUGUUUGACCUAGAUGGCAUCCCUGUUCAAAGGAAAAUGCUCUUUGAACCUUUUAAAAAAAUGGAAGAAUUAUUUUUUAAUACUGUGAAAUCAUUAAAAUUCGCUGACAUGAAAUUUCGCGCAAACGUGAAAUAGGACUGUUUCGCGCGGGCUUUAAUUCGCGCAUUUUCAGUUUUAGUAAUAAAAAAAUAAAAUUAAAAAAUAAUAAUAGCGCGGUCUUAAAUUCGCGCAUUGGUCCUAGCGCGAAAUAUGCAAAAAUUUGUCCUACGCGAAAUAAAAUUACUUCACAGUAUGGCUAGAGUUAACACUAGUUUUUUAGCUCCACUAUUCGGAGAAUAGGGGGGCUAUACUACUCGCCCAAGCGUCGGCCUUGGCGUGACCCUUCUUGGUUUAAGUUUUUCGGCAACCUUUGUUUUUCUGUCAUAUCUUUGUUACUAUUGCUUAUAUCUUACUGUAACUUCACAUAACAUUGUCCAGUGUACAAACAAUGUAUGUGUAGGGGCUGAGCCAAUUAUACCCAAGGUCAAGGUCACCAAGCUGUUAUACUUAAGUUAUUUUUAAGGUUAAAGUUUUUCGGCAACCUUUGUUUUUCUGUCAUAUCUUUGUAACUAUUGCUUAUAUCUUACUGUAACUUCACAUAAACAUUGUCCAGUAUGCAAACAAAAUAUGUACAGGGACUGGGCCCAUUUUAUCCAAGGUCAAGGUCACCAAGGUCUUAUACUUAGGUUAUUUUUAAGGUUAAAGUUUUUCGGCAACCUUUGUUUUUCUGUCAUAUCAUUGUUACUUUUGCCUAUACCUUACUGGAAGUUCUUAUAAACAUUGUCCAGUAUGCAAACAAAAUAUGUGUAGGGGCUGAGCCCAUUAUACCCAGGUUCAAGGUCACCAAGCUGUUAUACAUAGGUUUUUUAUAAGGUUAAAGUUUUUCGGCAACUUUUGUUUUUCUGUCAUAUCUUUGUUACUUUUGCUUAUACCUUACUGGAAGUUCUCAUAAACAUUGUCCAGCAUGCAAACAUAGUAUAUGCAGGGGCUGGGCCCAUUAUACUCAAGGUCAAGGUCACCAAGGAAUUAUACUUGGAAUUAUUUUCAUGUUAAAUUUUUUCGAAAGCUUUAUUAAUAGACAUAUCCUUGGUACUUUAAAAGAUAAUGACUUGAAAUUAAAAAUAUUUGUUUAUAAUCAUCAUCUGCAUUCGUGGUUACAUACCCCAUAACUCUAGUUGUAUUUUUUACAGAACUAUGCCCCUUUUGUACUUAAACUUUUUUUUGCAAUCUUUGCUUUCUGGAUAUUACUUUAAUGCAAUAUAAGAUAAAGACUUGAAACUUAAAAUGUAUCUUUAUCACCAUCAUCUGCAUAAGUGGUGACAAUCCCCAUAACUCUGAUUUGUAUUUUUUGACCAAAUUAUGCCCCUUUUAUACUUUUCUUUUUUUAACAAACUUCGUUUUCUGGACAUAACUUUGGUACUAUAUAAGAUAAUGACUUGAAACUGAAAAUAUAUCUUUACCAUUGUCAUCUGCACUUGUUUUAACAAUCCUAAUAACUCUAAUUUGUGUAUUUGAUGGAAUUAUGCCCCUUGGUGUAUCUUCUUUUUAUAGUGGAGGUCUCUUAUUCAGACAUAUUUUCAUUUUACUGUCAAAUCCCCGAAUAGUGGAGCGCGCUGUUUUACAGACAGCUCUUGUUAAUUGAUCCUAUUAACCAAUUAUUAUUGUAUUCUUUUGUGCAAGGUUUUUGUUAUUUGUCAUAUUGAAAAUUCUACAGUUUCUGUUGAACAUGCACUAAAACAGAUUUGAUAUUUGCAUUCAUAAAACGUGGUUUUAUGGGCACCAUAAAAAUACUAAAGACUGCAUCAGUAAACCACAUACUUCAGAUCAUUCAACUGACUGAUAGAAUGGAAACUAUUUAUAGAAUGGAAACUAUUUUCACUUUAAGAUGUAGAAGUUAUGUCUUCCAAAGACUGACAGUAUGAAUUCUUCUGACAAUAAAAAGACAAUAUUUAUAUUUCAUAUUGUACAUAUUAAAACAUGCUGUGAUAAUAAAUGUAACAUUGUA